This is a messenger RNA of Verticillium dahliae VdLs.17, 1668 nucleotides long. Its product is annotated as cyclopentanone 1,2-monooxygenase. Gene Ontology annotation, molecular function: N,N-dimethylaniline monooxygenase activity; flavin adenine dinucleotide binding; NADP binding. The coding region runs from base 1 to 1668 and encodes 555 amino acids. The transcript has 4 exons. NCBI's taxonomy places the organism in Eukaryota, Fungi, Ascomycota, Sordariomycetes, Glomerellales, Plectosphaerellaceae. The record is from RefSeq and is a predicted model, not a curated record.
AUGGGCGAACCACUUGCCAACCGUAAGAAGUUCAACACUGAGCUGACGGACUACUCUUCCCAACAUGCUGAGAAAACCGGGCCGUACGCCGAGAACCUGGAAGUUGAUGCCCUCAUCGUCGGUGCCGGGUUCGCUGGCAUUUUCAUGCUCAAGACUCUCCGGGAUCGGGGCUAUAAGUCUGUGAUCUUCGAAGCUGGUAACGACACCGGCGGCACAUGGCGAUGGAACUGCUACCCUGGCGCCGGCGUUGACUCAGAGGUGCCAGAGUACGAGUUUUCGUGGCCUGAGGUCUGGAAGGACUGGAACUGGUCGAGCAACUACCCUAGGUACGACGAACUUCGAGCCUAUUUUGACCAUGUCGACAAGGUCCUCGGCAUCAAGAAAGACUGCGCCUUCAACACGGUUGUUGUGGGUGCACACUUUGACACUGCCACCGGUCGUUGGAACGUUCGCACGGCGGAUGGCCGAGUGACCAAAGCCCGCUUCCUCGUCCUCGGCACCGGCUUUGCCGCCCGACGCUACAUUCCCGACUGGCCUGGCAUGGACAAGUUCAAGGGCGUGGUCCACCACUCCUCGUUCUGGCCCGACGAAGAGGUCAACGUCAAGAAUAAGCGCUGUGCUGUCAUUGGCACCGGCGCCUCGGGCGUUCAAAUUGUCCAGAAUUGGGGUCCCAAGGCCGGCCAGGUUACUGUCUUCCAGCGUACUCCGAACCUUGCUGUGCCCAUGCGGCGCCGCCAGCUCACAGUCGCCGAGCAAGAGCGCGCCAAGGUCGUGUACCCGGAGCUGUUUAAGCUACGCGAGACGAGCUUUGCCGGGUUUCACUACGACUGGAUCGAGAAGAACACCUUUGACGACACGCCCGAGCAGCGCGAGGCCACGUACGAGCGAGUCUGGGCAGAGGGCGGCUUCCGGUACUGGGUGGCGCUCUACAAGGAUAACCUGUUCAACCCUGAGGCCAACGAGGCCUCGUAUGCAUUCUGGGCGGAGAAGACGAGGGCGCGCAUCGGGGACCCUCGCCUGAGAGAUUUGCUUGCGCCCUUGGUCAUGCCGCACUACUUCGGUGUCAAGAGACCUUGCCUCGAGGAUGACUACUUUGAGCAGUUCAACCGCCCUUCAGUCGAUCUAGUCGAUAUCAGCAAGAACGGCAUCAAGGAGUUUACCGAGACAGGGAUCACUCUCGAGGACGGGACACAUCAAGAGUUCGACGUCAUCGCCAUCGCCACCGGCUUUCUCGGCCUCGAGAGCAUCGAUGGCAACAAGCUCCAAGAAGAAUGGGUCUCCGGUGCCAAGACAUACCUCGGCACCACCGUCAGCGGCUAUCCCAACAUGUUCCAUAUCUACGGCGUCCAUGGUCCAACCCUCCUGAGCAACGGCCCGUCGACAGUCGAGGUUCAAGGCCGCUGGAUCGCUGACAUGAUUGACAAGCUGCAGCACAAUGAUAUCCGGUACAUCAAUCCCAAGCCCGAGGCCGCUGACAAGUGGAAGGAGCACAUCCUUGAGCUGAAUAACGAGUCGUUGUUCCCAACGACGCGAUCCACCUACAUGGGCGGAAGCAUACCCGGAAAGAAGGUUGAACCUGUGUGCUACACGGGUGGUAUUCCUGCGUAUAAGAUUGAGAUACGCAAAGCGCUAAACAGUAUGGAGGGCUUUGAGAUCGUCAAAGGGUGA